AUGGACCAAUAUGACAAUAGCACACUGCAGAUUUCUGGGACCCCAGUACAGAUUGGAGGGGUGUCUGCUCAGGAAGUACUCCAAGACCUCCUGACCGGAAGGCCGGCCUGGCAAUAUAUCGUCACUUUUCUCAUCGGACUUGUUGUCUAUGACCAAGUACUUUACCUCCACCGCAAAGGCACACUCGCCGGUCCUCGCUUCAAGGUCCCCCUUACGGGCCCCUUCAUCCAAGCUCUGCACCCGAAGUUCGACGCCUACCUGAAGCAAUGGGCAAGCGGGCCCCUGAGCUGCGUAUCGGUCUUUCACAAGUUCGUUGUCCUCGUCUCCGACCGCGACCUAGCCCACAAAGUCUUCAAAUCACCCACCUACGCCGAACCGUGCAUCGUACCGAUCGCAAAGGACAUCCUCGGCCACAAGGCCUGGGUCUUCCUGCAGGGAAAAGAACAUACCGAGUACAGGCGCGGCCUGACACCGCUUUUCACGAACAAGGCCAUUGCAUCGUACCUCCCCGCCCAAGAGCGAGUUCUAGCCGAAUACUUCGAGAAGUUUGUUACUGCAUCCGAAGGCAAUGGCAAUAAACCCAUGGCAUUCAUGACACUCUUCCGCGAGAUCAACUGCGCUCUUUCACUGAGAACGUUCUUCGGCGAGUAUAUCUCGCAAGACGCAGUCAAGAAAAUCGCAGACGAUUUCUACCUUGUCACCGAGGCACUGGAACUAGUCAAUGUCCCGCUCUCGAUGUACAUCCCUUUCACCAAGGUCUGGAAGGGGAAGAGGACGGCUGAUGCGGUUCAUGCGGAAUUCGCCAAGUGCGCUGCUACUUGUAAGGAGAAUAUGGCCCGAGGAGCGGAACCGACCUGUAUAGUUGACCACUGGGUCCUGCAUAUGAUGCAGUCCAAUGCGUACCGUGAUAGAGUCGCCGCUGGCGAAGAGAGUUGCGAAAAGCCAGCGAAUCUCAUCCGCGAGUUCACGAACACCGAGAUCUCAGAAACACUGUUUACAUUCCUCUUCGCGUCGCAGGAUGCGAGUUCCAGUGCGACGACGUGGCUUUUCCAGAUCCUUGCACAGCGGCCCGAUGUUCUGGAUAAACUCCGCGAGGAGAAUCGGAAAGCCCGCGACGGAGACAGAUACAAGCCUUUUGAUCUGCCAAUGCUCGAAGCCCUCCCCUACACCACCGCCGUGAUCAAGGAACUCCUCCGCCACAGACCACCUGUCAUUUUCGUGCCGUACCUCGCGACCAAGGCCUUCCCGAUCACGCCAAACUACACCGUUCCCAAAGGGGGCAUGGUAAUACCAUCCUGCUACCCGGCACUGCAUGAUCCUGAGGCAUAUCCCAACCCCGACGUCUUCGAUCCAGACCGGUGGAUCACGGGUGAUGCAGAGAGCAAGACGAAGAACUGGCUGGUCUUUGGCGCCGGCGCCCAUGAUUGUCUUGCUCGGCGGUAUGUGCCGCUAUCCAUGGCUGGGAUGAUUGGGAAGGCUGCGUUGGAGCUGGACUGGGAGCAUCAUGCCACGCCGUUGUCGGAGGAGAUUCGGGUGUUUGCGACGUUGUUUCCUAUGGAUGGAUGUCAGUUGGUUUUCAAGAGACGAGAGUAG
Aspergillus mulundensis is the source of this 1593-nucleotide messenger RNA. RefSeq names its product putative Cytochrome P450 61. NCBI's taxonomy places the organism in Eukaryota, Fungi, Ascomycota, Eurotiomycetes, Eurotiales, Aspergillaceae. The transcript has 4 exons. The record is from RefSeq and is a predicted model, not a curated record. The coding region runs from base 1 to 1593 and encodes 530 amino acids. Gene Ontology annotation, biological process: sterol metabolic process. Gene Ontology annotation, molecular function: monooxygenase activity; iron ion binding; heme binding.